AUGACUCCAGAGCUGGAGCUUCUUUCAUCGACUUCAGAUGCCACUUCGGAGCUUUGGACCGAGGAAGGAGUCGUGCGUCAAGCGGGUCAUGCUAAGAUCCUCGAGAUGAUUGUGUAUGAACCAAAGUCUACCGGAAAGGUCUCAAGCCAGGAUGAAAUCGAACUCAAAGCUCCUAGCCAGGUUCGCAUCGGCGACCUCGGCGAAGCCUACGACGCAGGAGUUCUCAAACUUGCGGAUGAAGGCCGUUCGAAGAUGUUCAAAGACGUGUUUGGUAAACUGAGCUUCAAAUUCAGGAAACAAUCCCAAGUUCUUGCUCCAUCCGGAAAUUCAGAAUUGCAGGCCGGAUUCUACCCAACACGUGCUGCCGAAGCUCGGGCCAGACAGUUACCCGGGAAGCUUGCCAGUCAGCCACCGAACCUGCUAUUCAAUGUGCAGAACGCCCUCCCAAAGAGCAGAGAAUUAUGGACGUUUGCAAUCAUUGGGCUAGCUCUGCAAUGUGUUGCUGUGGCGAUACCGGCCGUCAUGACAUAUCACUGGAGAAAGCUAAAGGGUACAAAUCCUGUUCAAGACUACGCAUAUCCAACUUUCCUUGUAGGGACAUACUUACUCGUCUUGGGUAUAGCACUUUGCUCGUUUACCAUCGAAACAGCCACUGUUGAGCAGACUUUCACACCGGCGGCUGAUCGCAUUGUGAAGGAGGUCUUCUGGUUGCAGCUACAACAAAAUAUGGGUGAUCAGCCCUUCAAAGCAUAUGUGCUCGUGAAACGUGCGGGGGAUAAGAAGAUACGCACAUCAAGAUACUGGCCAGAAGAGACGGAUAAAUAUUCUCAUGAUUCAAGACCAGAAUAUCAGGAGCCCACAGUCAUCUUCGCUGUGGGUCUUUGCUUCACUGGAUUCAUCUGCCAAUUCGUCGGGUUGAGAGCACUGCACUGGUCUGCAACGGUCACACAGCUCGGAAUCACGUUGCUGAUGACUUGCAUUCGAGCUUGGAUCCGCAGAGGGAUCUCGAAUCAACCAAUCAGUUUUCAUUUGAAAAGCAACCCCAAUUGGAUUGCCUUAUCCGUUGGCACCGCUUGCCAAGGCUCAUGGCCCGACGGAGGUGUGCCCUGGUCAAUGUGUGAUUCACCGAAAUUCCUGCCAUGGUAUUUGCCAGGGGGUAUAGGCAGUAUGCCCAGCGCCGGCCUGAUAACCGUCGACGAUCCUAGGAUCGUACUGCGGCGAAAGUUGCAAUCCUUGUCGUCUAAAGAUGAUGGUGAUGUUGCUCCCAUAUCCAAGAACCUCCGUCGGGCCAUGUAUAAAUUGUUGGAUCAUUUCGGCCUGAAUUAUGAUGCCGCAGAAUUUACCGAGUGGACGCACGUAGUCGUGAAUAGUCCUAAGGGCUCUGGCCAACACUACGUCCGCUUGAAGCUCACCGGACUCGUCGAUGAGACAACACUGCAUGCUUUAUUAGCCCUGUGGAGGUAUGCAAAACCUCAUGAGACCACAGAGAUAUGUGUCGCGCAGGUAUUCUCCGAGAAGGACUGGAUAACGAAGAUCAGUUUUCUUGAUGCCCACAUCGAAGCAGAAGUGCCAGGUCGUCUCUUCUUAGGCAAUGGCCGUAUGGCACCACCAUUUGGUAGCAGGAGUCCCAUGAUCGUUUCAAUGCUGCACGGUCGCUAUUAUUGCACCGGUUUGAGUAUUGAAAGAAUCCAUAAUUUCAAUUUCUCAGCUGAAGCCGACGCAAAUCGCCCGUAUGGUUACCUCGUUGUUGCUGUUGGCAUGCCAAUAGCUCACCUCGCCUUUGAGUUGCUUUCUGGCUUCAUGGAUGCACUAUGGAUGAGAAUGAAUAUAAGCUACGACGAUGAAGCCAGGAAUUGGUCUGCGGAAGGCGGUCGGGGUAUUGAAGUUUUUGGGGCAGAUACCAUUGUAAAAAUGCUCAUGGACACUGGGCUGGUAGCCACCGAGAAGGAUGCCAAGGUUCUGGUCAUUUCGUCGCUUGCGCGAUGCACAGUAUGGAAAGAUCCACCAGGCUCGGAUGGACCUACUUCCAUGGACGAUCAAGAUUCUAAUUCUCCUUCACCGACAGUUUCCACCACUCGAGGCAAGAUUCCGCCACAAGAACAAUCGGAAUCUAACGCCUCUGGGAGAACAUAG
Messenger RNA from Alternaria ethzedia, 2133 nucleotides. RefSeq lists its product as uncharacterized. Lineage: Eukaryota; Fungi; Ascomycota; Dothideomycetes; Pleosporales; Pleosporaceae. The record is from RefSeq and is a predicted model, not a curated record. The transcript has 2 exons. Bases 1 to 2133 code for a protein of 710 amino acids.